Vanessa atalanta (red admiral) is the source of this 906-nucleotide messenger RNA. Its product is annotated as hyphally regulated cell wall protein 1-like. The record is from RefSeq and is a predicted model, not a curated record. Bases 59 to 874 code for a protein of 271 amino acids. NCBI's taxonomy places the organism in Eukaryota, Metazoa, Arthropoda, Insecta, Lepidoptera, Nymphalidae. The transcript has 3 exons.
CACGGUAACACAGUUCUUCGUGAGCUUCACAUUUGGUAAUACAUCCACCGGCCUAAAUAUGAAACUGUUCAUUGUUGCUGCCUUGAUUGCUGUGGCCUCAGCAGGCCGUCUGGAGCACCUCGAGCGCUCCUACUUACCCCCUGACAACAACAACGUUCAUAGCAACUUCAGUACCAAUGGUGCUAAGGGCUUUGGCUCAAAUGGUGGCUCACAAAAUGGCUUCGGUUCUGGCAGUAAUGGUUUCGCCAGUGGUCACGGUUCUGGAAGCAAUGGAUUCGGCCACGGGUCUAGCAACAAUGGUUUUGGUCACAGCUCCAGCACCAAUUCCGGUGUAAACGGGCAUGGAUCUUCUGGAUUUGGUUCUAACGGUAUCAGCUCCAAUGGAUUCGGCGCUAAUGGCCAUAGUUCCCAUGGAGUUGGCGCUAACGGUCACAGCUCCAGUGGAUUUGGCGGAUUUGGUACAUCUCAAGGAUCAAACGGAUUUAGAACUAAUGGAGGAGCUGCUGCUAAAAAUGGCGCUUUUAAUGGUGCCACAUCUAACCAGUACCUUCCCCCCAACCAUGGGCCAUCUGGAGCUGGAUCCAACGGUUUCAGUGGAAUUGGAGGUUCUUUGAACAAACCGUCAUCAGGACACUUCGCCAGCCAACAAUACAACCAAGGUUCCGCCAGCGGUAGCAACGGUUUUGGUUCAAACUCCGGUUCUGCUCAUGGAUCUGCAAAUGGAGGUUUCAGAUCUACAUUUGGAUCUCAAGGAUCCGUCGGCUCUCAGCCACAGUUCGGUGCUGCCAGCCGUCAGUACUUGGCUCCUAAGACUUCAUCUUUCCAGAACAUUCCUCAGCAACCAUUCGACGAGGAAACUGGCUAUCACUACUGAAGAGUCAAUUAAUUAACUCAAAUAAAGCUUGU